Messenger RNA from Paramecium sonneborni, 1250 nucleotides. The record is from the annotation of a GenBank genome assembly. NCBI's taxonomy places the organism in Eukaryota, Ciliophora, Oligohymenophorea, Peniculida, Parameciidae.
AAAAAUAAUGAGCGAUAUGUAAGAUGCUAAUCCAUAUCCUCAAUUUGAUGAAUAACAAGAAUAAAAUCAAUAGAUUGAGGAACCUACAGCUUCUUAGUCAAUUCCAGUGAUUCAAUAAAAUAUAGUUUUAGAUAAUUAAGGUUCAGCAAGAACAAUAGGAGAAGCAUCAAGUGAGGAGAGAAAAUAAUUUCUUAUUCAAAGUUUAAGAGCCUUAUUAGUUCAGCAAAUAUUCUAAUUAUUUUUGAGUUUGGGUUUUUCUUUUGUAGAAGAGUGGGGAUUUUGUAGUAAUUUCUUUUUAUUUCUAUUUUUUACAUUGAGUCUACAUUUAUUUAUAGUUACAUAAAAAGGGAGAGGAAUGAAGAAGGAAGUACAUAUUAUACUAUAAAUAAUAGGAAAAAGUGAUGAAAUUAUAAUGGUUAGGUUGGGUAAUAUGUUAUUCAUUUGCAAUAACUCAAUUUGCAAGUUUGUUGAAUGUAUUGUAUUUAGGUUGGUUCUUGUAUUUACCUUUUUUAACAAUAUCAUUUAUAUUCCCUAUAAUAACAGUUGGAAUGAUUAUUCAUCUUUCAUCUGGAAGUGUGUGCGUAAAUGCAAAAUGUAAAGAGAUUUAAAUAUUAAUAUAGAAUAUACAAUGAUUUUUGUAGUGAUGAUCUUUUUUAUAGAUUUGAGUCUGUCAGUAUUUGAUGAAGGAUAUAUUCACUUUGGAUAUUUGAUUGGAGAGAUAGUAGGAUAUUUAUAUGGAUUAUAUUUAACUUUCAUAAAUGUUUAAAUUUAAUAUGUAAGAAUUUAACAAAAUAGUAUUAAACAGCCUGUGAAUGAUUUAUCUUUGAAUGUUUAAUAGGAGGAGACAAAAUUAGAUUAAGUGGUGAAUUUUUUAGAUAGAGGAACUUAGAGAUUUGAUGUUGGAGUGAUUCCAAAUGGAGGAGAUGAGAUUACAAUGGAAGAGUUAAAGAAAUAGAGUAAUGGUUAGAGAUUACUAAAAUUAAUAAUUCUAUAAGGAUUUGGAAUAAUAUUUUUUGUUUUUCCAUGGUUGUAUAUAAUGUUAGUGGUGUUUUUGAUGAUGGUAGCACAUAAGGCGGAUACAAAAUUUAUAUAGAUAGGAAAGAAGAGUGAGGUGAAAUUAAAUGAAUAAUUUGUUGCUCCAAUUUUAAUCAAUUUAGAUAUAUUGGGAGGAUUAAAGCAUGCAAUAGAAUGAAGAAGGGUUUGAAUAACAAUUGAAUAUGUAUAAAAUUAUAUACAAAAUCAAUAUUGAU